Messenger RNA from Pogonomyrmex barbatus (red harvester ant), 2478 nucleotides. Its product is annotated as pre-rRNA 2'-O-ribose RNA methyltransferase FTSJ3. Gene Ontology annotation, cellular component: preribosome, large subunit precursor; nucleolus; nucleus. Lineage: Eukaryota; Metazoa; Arthropoda; Insecta; Hymenoptera; Formicidae. Gene Ontology annotation, biological process: rRNA methylation; maturation of 5.8S rRNA from tricistronic rRNA transcript (SSU-rRNA, 5.8S rRNA, LSU-rRNA); maturation of LSU-rRNA from tricistronic rRNA transcript (SSU-rRNA, 5.8S rRNA, LSU-rRNA). Gene Ontology annotation, molecular function: rRNA (uridine-2'-O-ribose)-methyltransferase activity; rRNA (guanine) methyltransferase activity. The record is from RefSeq and is a predicted model, not a curated record.
GUUAAGUGGGAAAAUUAUGUUCCUAACCUAUAUAUUACGAACGUGGUUGUAGAGAUCACGCUGUAUAGAAUUGAUGGUAAUUACACGUGAUUAAUACGUAUCUGUUUAUUUAAAAUUAAUUGUUUUUAAAUUAAAAUGGGAAAGAAAACGAAAAUUGGAAAACAGAGGAAAGAUAAGUUCUACCAGCUAGCCAAAGAAGCAGGUUAUAGAUCACGUGCUGCUUUCAAGUUAAUUCAGUUAAAUCGAAAAUUUGAAUUUCUUCAAAAGUCCAGAGUAUGUAUCGAUUUAUGUGCUGCCCCUGGUGGUUGGAUGCAAGUUGCCAGGCAAAAUAUUUGGCUUCAUGAUGCAUAUCAACAAGCUGUUUUAACAUUAUCAGCUCUUAAAUUAGCUACUCAAUUCUUAAAAGCUGGUGGUUGGUUUGUAACAAAGAUAUUUCGAUCUAAAGAUUAUCACUCAUUGAUUUGGGUGUUAAAACAGCUAUUUAAAAAGGUACAUGCCACUAAGCCUCAAGCCUCGCGUACAGAAUCUGCAGAAAUUUUUGUAGUUUGUCAAUAUUACAUUGCCCCUGAUAAAGUAGAUCCCAAAUUCUUCGAUCCAAAGCAUGUUUUUUCUGAAUUACAAAUAGAAACUAUAAACAAAUUAGCUAUUUUGUAUCCAGAGAAGCAAAAGAAACCUAAAGUAGAAGGAUAUCCUGAAAAUGAUUAUACAUUAUAUCACAAAUUAUCUGCGAAGGAAUUUAUUGCUUGUGAAGACGAAAUAAAAGCUUUGCAAAAUGCUUCCGAAAUAGUCAUAGACGAUGAGAUAAUCGACAAACAUGAAAAAACUACUAGAGAGAUUAGGGAAUGUUGCAGAGAUAUUAAAGUACUUGGUCGAAAAGAUUUGAAGCUUUUACUUAAUUGGAGAAAGGCUUUAAAAAAGACACAAACUGAAACAAAAGAGGAAAAUAUAGUUGAAGAUGAAACUACUACAUCCGCAAUCGCUAGCCUCGAAGAACAGGAAGAUUUAGAAGAUGAAGAAAUUCAAAAACAGAUAGCUGAACUUCGGGAAGAAGAGGCCAAGGAAUUAAAACGCAAAAGAAAAAAGGCUAACAAAGAGAGGCAGAAGUUGACCGAACGUCUUAAUUUAAAAAUGGUUCAUAAAAAUGAUGAAGGACCUAAAUUGGAAGGAGAAAAUUUAUUUAGAUUAAAUCAGGUUCAAACCUAUCAACAGUUAGAACAAGUUACAAAUCAAACACCUGAUAUUUUAGCGGAGAGCGAUGUAGAUUCAGAUGAAGAAAUCAAACCAAAAAGAGUUUAUUAUGAAAAAGAUACAGGCCAUUUGGACAGCAAAGGCUUAUACUAUAAAGAAGAAAGUGAAGAAAGUGAAACUGAUGUUACAUCAAAUGAUGAAAAUAUAAAUAAUGGAAACUUUGAACUAGAUUUGGAUGAUUCAGAAGACGAAAGUACAAAUAAACUACAAAAGAAGAAACCACAAAUUAAAGAUUCUGAGAGCAACCCGUUGUUAACUGAUCUAGAUUUUCGUGACAAAGAAACUAAAAGAAUUCACAAAGCAGCACUUUGGUUCGAGAAAGACGCAUUUAAAAACUUAGAAGAUGAAGCCGACGCAGACUAUGAAUUGGAUAAAAUGGUCGAGCAAUACAAGAAGAGGGGUGGACAUGUUCUCGGAGAAGAAAAGAAAAUGCAAGAAGAAAUUGACGAAGAAAAGAAACGAAAACGUAAAGCCAGUGAAAGUGAUCAUACAGAUUCGGAUUAUGAUAUAGAAGAAAUAAUGUCAUCUAAGAAAAAGAUGAAAAAAGUUGGCGGAAAGGAUGGUUUUGAAAUAGUAUCACAAGAAGCAGAUAAAAAGCCAAAGAAAAAAAAAUUGACUCCUGAAGAUUUAGCACUCGGAUCGUUACUGAUUCAAAGUGAGAAAUCUCGAAGAGAUUUGAUCGAUGCCGCUUGGAAUAGAUAUGCGUUUAACGAUGAGAAAUUACCCGAGUGGUUCGUAAAAGAUGAGGAAAAACAUAUGAGGAAGGAAGUACCUGUACCCAAAGAACUUGCCGAUGAAUAUACAAAGAGACUAGAAGAUCUGAACGUUAAACCUAUUAAAAAAGUGAUGCAAGCUAAAGCAAGAAAGAAGAGACGUGCGAUGCGCAAACUGGAGAAAGCCAAGAAGAAGGCAGAAGCAUUGAUGGAAAAUACAGAUAUUAGCGAUAAGGAAAAGGCUCAUCAACUCAAAGCAUUGUACAAAAAAGCUCGCCAGGAACCAAGAAAGGAAGUUAAAUAUAUCGUAGCAAAAAAAUUUAGCGCACAGAAACGGGCUAUUCGGCCUCCCGGUGUGAAAGGUCGAUUUAAAAUAGUCGAUCCUAGAAUGAAGAAGGAUUUACGCGCAGCAAAAGCGAAAGAAAAACUAAAGGACGACGGAAAAAAAAAUCAUAGUAGUAACCGAAACAAAAAACCGACGGCAAAGCCUAAAGGAAGAAAAAUACUAAAAACUAAC